AAAAUCUCUAGUCUUCGUUUGUGCAUUAUUCUUCCUUCCAGUGCAUCUUCUACUCUGGAUUCUUUCGUUUUUUUCCUUUUGCAAUAUCAUCGCAUCCAGCACAUCAAGCCCUCCUAGAUCACCAUGGGUUCAAUCGCACUCAACCCCUCAAUCGAGCCUCCUCUGAAAGAGUCGUCCUUUGAGCUCCCUGCCGCAUCUUACCCCUUACCGAGCGCUGCCCCGCUUCCUCAAUCCGAUGCUGAGCUCGAUGGGAUUGCAAGGAGUUGUAUCGAUAGCCUCAACUCCAUGCUGGACAUCAAAGAUUAUUCCCAGCUCAUUUCUUUGAUGGCAUCGACAAGCUACUGGCGCGACCAUCUCUGCCUCUCAAACACCAAAUUCAGCACUCUAUCCGGCGCGAAAGAGAUCAUCUCAUUCAUCAAGAAACCUGGCAAACAAUGCAACAUCAAAAGUUUCGCUUUGGGUGACAAGAAACCUGGAAUCGCCAACGUUGAUCCGAUAGGAAAGAUCAAAUGCAUCUUGGUCCAUAUUACGUUGCAGAACAAGAUUGGGAACGGGAGAGGGAUUAUGCGGCUCAUCCAAGAUGUCGAGAAUGGUGACGAAUGGAGGAUUUAUACAAUGUUUACAACCUUGAGGGACUUGACAGAUACCCCAUUUCUGACGGGAAGCAAGAGGCCUUUUCAUGUGGCGCCGGAAGCUGCGGGAAAUUUGAGCUGGGGAGAGUAUCACGGACGGAAGAAGAAUUUUAUCGAUCAAGAGCCAACUGUACUGAUAGUUGGAGCCGGGCACAGCGGCUUGAUGACAGCUGCUAGACUCAGCAUGCUUGCCGUGCCCACACUGGUAAUUGACAAACAGAUGAGAAGUGGAGAUGCUUGGAGGCUGCGAUACGAUGACUUGGUCUUGCAUGACUCUUGCUACUCCAAUGCCAUACCCUACUUCCCGUAUCCUCCAACUUGGCCUGUCCUGGCGCCGAAAGAUAAAGUUGCAGAUUUUCUGGAGUGCUAUGAAGCUGCCCUGGAUUUGAAUGUGUGGAACGAAACUCAUAUCAUCUCAUCGAAAUGGGAAGCAGACAAGAAGUGCUGGCUUGUCGAAGUAGAAAGAUGCCAAGACGGCAAGAAAACAAGACGAACUCUUCAUCCACGGCACAUCGUUCAAGCAACCGGUCUGAACGGCGAACCCCGCAUCCCUGAGAUCCCCGGGAUGGAAACGUUCGAGGGCAAAACGAUGCAUUCGAGUGGUUUCAAAGGAGGAUCACCAGAUUACAAGGGCAAGAAAGUCAUCGUCGUCGGUUCCGGGAACUCCGCCCACGACAUCUCCCAAGCAUGCUGCAAAGCCGGGGCUUCAGUGACGAUGAUCCAACGCUCCCCAACCUUCGUCGUAAGCCUCGCACGCGUGCACAAGCUCCUCUCACUUCAAUACAACGAACGCACCCCCGCCGAAGAUGCAGACAUGAUGUCCUUGUCCCUCCCCUCAACGCUCUUCCGCACCAUCGGCGCCGAUGCCCUAUCCCUACUUUCCCACAUGGACGCACCCCUCAUCGCCUCCCUCUCCGCAGUCGGUUUCCGCCCCACGCCUCCAGACCCAUACCUCAAUAUCCUGGUCCUGACCAUCCAGCGCGCCGGCGGGUUUUACGUCAACAUCGGCGCAUCCGAGCUAAUAGCCUCAGGCGCCAUCUCCGUGAAAUCAUCCCCCGAUCUCUCAAUCACACGUAUCAAUCCGCACAGCAUUGUUCUCUCUGAUGAAGAAGAGAUUGGCAAUGUGGAUGAGAUUAUCUUUGCAACGGGAUAUGAAAAUGGCAGGGCGAGGACGAGGAAGGUGUUUGGUGAUGAAGUCGCGGAUGGAAUUGAGAGUAUUUGGGGCUUUGAUGGCAUGGGUGAGAUUCGGGGUGUUUGGAGACGCGGUGGGCGGCCUGGGUUUUGGGUGGCGGCGGGAGCGUUUUGGAUUAGUAGGUAUUAUUCUAGGUUGUUGGCACUUCAGAUAAAGGCUAUUGAGAUGGGCUUGGUGGAGUUAUGAAGUUGAUGGAAAGGCUAGAUGGGAUGGCGUUGAUUUGACUUAAGUCGUCUACAGGUGCUCUCAGUGUUCGAUCCUGCCUGUGGACAUUCAAUAUAACGAGUAGCUAAUAUCUAUAAGGUGAUAUAUUCAAUCUGUGCGCAAUCAGAACUGAUUGUACCAAGGCAUCCUGGGAC
Messenger RNA from Hyaloscypha bicolor E, 2183 nucleotides. Its product is annotated as FAD/NAD(P)-binding domain-containing protein. The record is from RefSeq and is a predicted model, not a curated record. The transcript is spliced from 6 exons. NCBI's taxonomy places the organism in Eukaryota, Fungi, Ascomycota, Leotiomycetes, Helotiales, Hyaloscyphaceae. Gene Ontology annotation, molecular function: flavin adenine dinucleotide binding; monooxygenase activity. Bases 124 to 2010 code for a protein of 628 amino acids.